Messenger RNA from Linum tenue, 1280 nucleotides. The record is from the annotation of a GenBank genome assembly. Lineage: Eukaryota; Viridiplantae; Streptophyta; Magnoliopsida; Malpighiales; Linaceae.
AUGAAUGUCAAUUUCGCGUCGGAACUGAUGCUUUCUUUGCGUUGUUCGUCGUCAUUCGUCAUCUCCCUAUCUCGUCGCGGUGUGUGUCUCACUUCAAAAUAUCAGAAUCUCUCAAAGGGGAGAAAAAGGCGGGGAAUCUUAGUUCCAAACCCUAGAAUUCUAAAACCCUCAAGUAGGAUCAGUUUGGUGGAGGGAACGGAAGAUUAAAGCGGGGCAGGAUGGAGGGGGAGAACGAAGAACUUAGCAUAGAGGAGCUCACGUCCAAUCUCUCUACAUACAGAGAACAACUUGAUAGCGUUCGACAACUUUUGGCUGAUGAUCCCGACAAUUCCGAAUAUGAGGACAUGGAGAAGGAACUUGGCGAGGUGUGCUAGAUGUCUUGUGAAGGGCAGGCCUGCUUCUCUACGCCACAUGUUAGAGAUCUUGGGAUUGUGUGUCAUUGCUUUAACUGAAGAACUCCUUGCAACUGCAAAGCAGAGUGAGGUCAUUGGAUCAGGCAUUGGUACCAGAAGUAGUGUGUCUCCGACAUUUGGUCAAUCUAAGGAAUUAGCAGACAACUCUGAUCAGUAUGGAAAGUUUCCUGUGGGCUCUAGAGUUCAGGCUGUCUGGAGUGAGGAUGGAGAAUGGUAUGAUGCGACGGUCGAGGCAAUCACCCCGAACGGCUAUUUUGUCGCCUAUGAUGAAUGGGGCAAUAAGGAAGAGGUGGACCCCGAUAAUGUUAGACCAGUUGAAACCAAUGCUCUGGUUGAGGCUGAAAGAGUAGCUGAAGCUACGAAACAGGCCAUCAAAAGGAAGAUUGCACAGGCUGCUUCAUCUGAUUUCCAGGCACGCACUUUACCAGCAAAGCUUCGCAUACAGCCUGAGGACCCUGAGGAUGUCAAAGUUACAAAGCGGAAGAAGAUACAUGCAUUCAAGUCCAAGAUGAGGGUUGAGCAGCUUGAAGUUGCACAGAAUAAGCGCCAGAAUGCAUGGCAGCAGUUCCAGACAACUAAAGGGAAAACUAAGAAGGUCGGUUUCUUCUCUGGCCGAAAACGAGAAAGCAUAUUCAAGUCUCCAGAUGAUCCACAUGGUAAAGUCGGUGUGACCGGGAGCGGAAAAGGUUUGACAGAUUUCCAGAGGAGGGAGAAGCAUUUGCAUCUCAAGGGUGGAUCUGCAGAAACCGACGAUUAGAGAGUGAUGGCCAUAUGCGUCCUGCCCACCACUACCCUAUGGGUUCACUGAACUUUAGAAAGCUUUGUCCUUUUGGUUUUCAGCAAGAUCAGUCAUUUUCCUUGCUGCCG